This is a messenger RNA of Oryzias latipes (Japanese medaka), 3381 nucleotides long. RefSeq names its product Tax1 (human T-cell leukemia virus type I) binding protein 1b (gene tax1bp1b). NCBI's taxonomy places the organism in Eukaryota, Metazoa, Chordata, Actinopteri, Beloniformes, Adrianichthyidae. The record is from RefSeq and is a predicted model, not a curated record.
UUGUUAUUCCCGGAAGAAGACCCAGGGAAAGCACUGAACUGCGUCAACAAUAGUUUCUUCUAAUCAUUUGGAUUUCCGCUGGGCUUCAGAAUGUCAGCAAGCAACUGCUGAAUGAUUAAUGGCACUGAUCUUGGAUAGAACUUCAUUGAGCAACAACAUGGACACAUCAAAUUUUGCCCACGUGGUCUUCCAAAAUGUUGGGAAGAGUUAUCUGCCCCACGCAGCUCUGGAGUGUCACUACACCCUGACGCAGUUUAUCAUACCACAUCCAAAGGACUGGGUUGGCAUAUUUAAGGUUGGUUGGAGCACGGCGAGGGACUAUUAUACAUUCUUGUGGUCUCCUCUCCCCGAGAACCAUGUGGAGGGAACUGCAGUCAACCGAACCGUGGUCUUUCAAGGAUACUAUGUGCCAAACGACGACGGCGAGUUCUACCAGUUUUGUUACGUGACCCACAAAGGUGAGAUCCGUGGCGCAAGCACGCCGUUCCUGUUCCGCGCCAGCAGCCCCACAGAGGACGAGCUGCUGACAGUGGAGGACGAAUGCAACUCGGACAUCCUUGUAGUCACCACCAAAGCCAGCUUCCUUGAGCAAAAGGUGGAAGAAGCACAGCGAGAGAAAGAUGAGCUCCUCAAAAACAUGGCUGUCCUUGAGCAGGAGAAAGAGCAACUGCAAGCUGAGAUGGAAGCCCUGCAGAAGGAGUGUGAACAACAGAAGGAGACCUGCACCCAGCUGAGAAGAGAGAACCAAGAAGUGCAGCAUUCUUCCCAAGCCCUGCUGGAGGAGAAAGAGGAGGUCAAGAGGAGACUGGAGGAGGCCACAGCUAGAAUUGUACAGUUAGAGGAAGAUCUCAUUGGGGUCACUCAGAAAGGCCUUCAAAAGGAAACUGAGUUAGACGGCCUUAAAGAUAAAGUGAAGAAACUCACAACAGAGAAGGAGGCUCUUGAAAUUCACCUAAAGAACGAGAAAGAUGAGAAGGAGCUUUACAAGAUUCACCUGAAGAACCGGGAGCUGGAGAACACUAAGCUGAGUGCAGAGAUGCAGAUGCUGAAGUCUGUAGAUGUGAACAAGGAAAACACCAUAGCUCAGUUUAAAGAGGAGGUGGGACGCUUGCAGGCAUGCCUCACAGAGAAGGAGAAACAGCACAGGGACAUCCUGGCCAGAGUUACCCCCUUGGGUGAAAUGAAGGCUCUGAAGGAGCAGCUUCGACAGAAAGAGGAGCAGCUCCAGGCCACACAGCAGCAGUCGUCUUUGUUGGCGGCUGAAUUAAGAGACGCGUCCAGCGCACGUGACCGCACCAUGUCUGAACUGUACCAGAUGAAGCUGGAGGCAGAUGCCCUCCGCCAGGCCAAAGCUGACGCUCAGUCGCAGUGCGUCCACCUGGAGGCCCAGGUGGAGCAGUUGAAGGCAGAGGCCAAACAGGAAGCGGCCAAAGAAGAAGGAGAAGCUGCGGCAGACCUGGCUGUGGCAGCGGAGCUGCAGAGAGAGGUGGAGGACUUAAAGCUGCGGCUGCACAUGGCCGCAGAGCACUACAAGGACAAAUACAAGGAAUGCCAGAGACUGCAGAAGCAAGUGCUUAAACUGUCUGACCAGCAAGGGGAGCCAAAGAAAAUCUCAGCACAAGAUGUUCCCAUGGUUCUUGCAACAGGAAGUCCAGACACAUCAGUUCCAGGAAGUCCAGGUUCUGCUGAUCCCAUGCUGGAAGCAAUCAUCCAAGAGAAGCUGAAAGGCAUCAGCAGAGAGGCGUCUGACAGGAAUGACAAGUACAGGAAAUACAAGCAGAUGCUGAUGGAGGAAAAGGAGCGUAGUUGCAUGUUUGUUGAUGAACUGGCUAAGAUGGAGGCGAAAUUUAAGGAGCAGCUGAAGAUCAACGAGAACCUGAAAUUGCAGCUGGCAGCAGAAGAAGAUCGUUACAAGAGUCAGGUAGCUGAGAAGGGACGAGAGCUGAAAGAAUUGAAGGACACACUCGGGCUGAUUCUGAAGGAGAAGGAAAAACUGGAGAUGGAGGCACAAAGUGGUAGCAGUAGAAAAGGAGAACAGGGGGCAAAGGAGAAAAGCAGUCUGGAGGAGCUCCAGACUAGCGUGCCUCUGUUCCUGCAGUACCCUGUUCCUUACACCCAGGACACCCCCACCCCUCUGCUGGUUUCUCAGAGCCCCAGCAAGCUGCACUUUGGGAACCCGUAUUCCAUCUUGGAUUCAAAAGACGAGACGGAAGAGGAGUUCUCCAACGAGCAGCUCAGGCUCCCACCCGUGGGCCCUCCCUCCUGGGACAGCAACGUGGUGUGCAUCCAACCCACCCGCAACCCCAGCCGGCCUGAGGGCCAUAAAGAGUCGGAGGAAAACAACAAUGUUAAUACCAAUGAAAAGCCCACUGCAGCAGAAACUCGGAGCCCAUUUGUGAAUGAUGGACAGGCAGCCUUCUGCUUUGACCCCAGCAUGGACAUGAAGCGAUGCCCCCUCUGUGAGGUCAUCUUCCCGCCGAACUACGACCAGAGCAAAUUCGAGGAGCACGUGGAGAGCCACUGGAAAAUCUGCCCGAUGUGCAGCGAGCAGUUCCCGCUGGACUGCGACCAGAAGGUGUUUGAGAACCACGUGCUCACCCACUUUGACGGCCAGCCGCUCAACUUUGACUAGAGAGACGGAGAGAAUCAGAACAUCCGUCUGUCCAGUUACUGUCUACCACUGAAAUUAUUCACUCUCUUUCUGCAUGUACUGGUAUGGCAAUCCUGUCUUUAGGACUAUACUGCCUUUCCUUUUCUUACUUUAAGAAGCAGUUUGAGGUCAUACUUUGAAUUACUUAAUUGUGUAUGCAGGGCUUCUGAGUCUGUUUUCUGUUUAAUUAUAAAAGCUAAAACGUUUUCCUUUAUUUGAAUUUAAGAAUCAUUGUAGAGGGUAAGGAUUGUGUGAUGUGUAACUGGACGAUUUUAAAUGGUUUUGGCUCCCACAGAUCUUUUAGGCUACAGGUUGUAUUUCAAAUCAGGGAAAAGAGAUAUGUGUUUACCAGACUUGCAAUUAAACACACAGAUACUUUCUUCUUAAACAUUAAUGUACAAAUGUACAAAGCAGAGAUGCAUUGGUUCACUUUACACAGUCAGGGAUAAAUCUUCAGUGAUUAUAUCCAUACCAGAUUUUUUCAAAUCAUCUAUUUUUAGCAUAACUGGUUUAGAUUUGUUUCCUUCUGUUAAAAAUCUCAGCUUCUUUGCAUACAAAAAAUAAAAUUCUAAAUAUUUUCAUAUCAUCAGCUAAUCCGUGCAUGCAGAGCUUCUGUUGAACUUUCUCCUUUUUCUUUUCCAAUAUUAAAUUAUUUCAUUUAGAGAACUGUUUUCAUUAGUUUUGUGAGUUUCAUGUAUAAUAAAAACAACUAAUAAAGUCUCUUAAAACUU